CUCAUUGUGUUGGAGCAUACUAUAUGUUCGAGCAUCUUGCAGAGAAUGCAAGUUAAGGAUACUUAGCAGUAGCUUGACGGUAUCGAAAAGUCAGCCUUCUUGAAAAGUGGACAUAUGUCUGCUGUUUUCCAUUCAUCAGAAUCAUGGCCAGUAAUUGGAGUCUUUGUGGUGUUUGUGAUAAUCGUCAAUUAACCAAAUCAUCAUUAGUCUGGUGUUCUGAAUGUGAUGAAGGGCUAUGUGAAGAUUGUAAGGAACAUCACAGUAUUUCCAAGGGAACAAAAGACCACGAAACCGUUUCCAUUGCCGAAUACAAGAAGUUACCGACCGAAGUUUUGCAAACUGCCACGGUGUGCAAAAUACAUAAUGAGAAGUACGAGCUUUUCUGUAGCAGACACGAUUAUCCAUGCUGUAAGAAAUGUUUGAAAUCUCACAACGAUUGCAAAGGUUUAACCGCCAUUAAAGAACUUAUAAAAAACGUCAAAACUUCAAAUGCCAUUUAUGAAGUCGAACAAACCCUGCUUGAAAUUGUCGAGAAUAUUAAACGAAUCAGUACUAACCGAAAAGAAAAUCUAACAUCGCUAGAGAAUAAGAAAAGUGAAAUUGAAGCAGAAAUCAAACAAACCAGGAUCACGGUAAAUAGACAUCUUGAUAAACUUCAGGAUGAUUUGAUGAAUGAAUUAAUGGCAGUUGAACAAAAAGAAAGAAGUAAAAUACAAAAGUUGUUGACUUCUCUCAGGACGAAGGAAAAGGAGAUCACAGAAUACAUAGCAAUUGUUGCUAAUAUAAAGCAAUAUGCGUCCAAACUUCAAACAUAUUUGGUGAUGAAACGUAUCGAACAAGAUAUUCCAGCCGAAGAAAAAAUUAUUCAAUCGCUAGCCAAAAGUGACUCCACGAAUCAAAUCAAUAUUUCGUUCCAAAUAAACAAGUCUUUACAGCAAAUUACAACCACCGUGCAGAAGUUUGGAGAUAUCAAUGUCAGUUCUGACCAAAGCGAUUUGUCCAUACAGAAAUGGAAGGACAAACAAGCCCAGAUUAUAGCUCUUCCGAACAGAAAAAUCGAUAACCUCACUCUGACAUUACAAAAACGCAUCAAUACGGAGCUGUCAAACGUCCGUGGUUGUUCUCUGCUACCUGAUGGUAGGAUGGUAUUCUCCUGUGAUGACCAACACAAAGUAAUAGUACUCAAAUCGGACGGAUCAAAAGAUUUCGAAAAAAACAAAAUAGGUAACACGUUUGAUGUUGCAUUUAUUGGUGAUGAUGCUAUUGCUGUUACAUCUGGUGGCUCAGAUAAGAUAAAUAUAAUUGACCUAAAGAAGAAAAAAUUGAGAAAAACAAUAAAAGUUCAUUCUAAGAAUGAUGGAUUAGUAUACAAAGAUGGACAUUUGAUAUAUUGUGCCAGGAAGAAAGGACUACAGAUGAUUAGUUUAAGUGAUGAAUCCAUUACCAAUGUUACUAAUAACAAAAUAUCAAACUUUGCGUACGUUACAACAUUCGGCGACAAACUGCUCUACACAAACAUUGACAAUGACAGUGUGACCUGUUGUGAUUACCAUGGUAACAUACUGUGGACUUUCUGUAAUACAAGUGUUCUGACUGCUCCAUUUGGUAUCUCUGUAGACAAUGAUGGUAACGUGUUUGUAAUGGGAUACCAUUCUCACAAUCUGGUCGUCAUAUCCCCGGAUGGACAACGCUAUAGACAAAUUUUAUCACGUGAAGAUGGACUUCGAUUCCCACAGGUUCUACAAUAUGACAAAUCUACCAAUACAUUGUUAGUUGCUAAUGAAAAUAAUGGCGCGUGGUUGUAUGAAGUUAAAUGAUAAGUAUUUCCGGUAAUCGGUUUUCAAAUAAAGUAUUUGGUGUAAUCUGAUUUUGUUCAAAGUGAUUUUUAUAUGUUAAUUGGGACCAUUAUAUGAUUAUAUUUCUUUCUAGUGCAAAUAUUCAAUCCUAGGUUUCUUUGAUGGACAAUAUCUAAUGGCGUUUGAGUGAAAUGAAAUAAAAAAAGGAAGAUUACUUUGAA
Molecule: messenger RNA, 2017 nt
Organism: Mytilus californianus (California mussel)
Lineage: Eukaryota; Metazoa; Mollusca; Bivalvia; Mytilida; Mytilidae
Exons: 2
Coding region: 144-1817 (557 amino acids)
Molecular function (GO): zinc ion binding; protein binding
Source: RefSeq, a predicted model, not a curated record